ACUACUAUAUAAACCCUUCACCUUCACAUUCUAAUAACAACACCUCCCAUAUUAGUAACAUUUUUCUUCUCUUAAUUAAUGAUAUAUGGAGACAGAAAGCUAUAGGAAUGGAGGAGCAGAAAAAGAAGUUGGGGUGGCUAACAAGCAAACCAUAAGAUGGACAGAUUUUUGUUUGAGAUUUUUGGCAUUUGUACUCACACUUGUAGCUGCCAUUGUAGUUGGAGUUAGCAAACAAAAUGAGCUUGUUCCCGUCCAGUUGGUCCCAACAUUGCCGCCCAUCAAUGUUCCCGCAUCCGCUAAGUGGAGCCACAUGUCCGCCUUUGUGUACUUUGUGGUUGUGAAUGCAAUUGCAUGUGCAUAUGCAAUUAUCUCCUUAGUCCUUUCAUUGGUAAAUAGGGGAAAAACAAAAGGCCUCUCGAUAACGGUCAUUCUCUUGGACCUCAUCAUGGUGGCGCUUCUCUACUCUGGCGUUGGAGCCGCCGCGGCUGUCGGCCUCAUCGGAUAUAAAGGGAACUCCCACGUCCGGUGGAACAAGGUGUGCAACGUGUUUGGUAAAUUUUGUGGACAAGUCGCAGCGGGCAUUGCUCUUUCCCUAGUUGGGUCUAUAUUGUUUUUCAUGUUGCUGUUGUUUGCUAUGUUGAACCUCCAUAAGAACAGACGUCAUUAGCAAGUUGGUUCGUACACUAUUAUUAAAAAGUAUUUUGUCUGUAAAAUAGCUUUUCUACAUACCAAGUUUUAUUGUAUUGUAUUACAUAACUAGGCUAUGGUGUUUUUCUUUAAUAAUUUAACACGUACGUGUUUGAUAAAUCAUCCGUUGUAAACCUUUGUGUGUUGCAUUUUUGCUUUCAGUAUAUAUAGUAGGUUGUUAAAAUU
This is a messenger RNA of Solanum dulcamara, 873 nucleotides long. RefSeq names its product CASP-like protein 1E2. The record is from RefSeq and is a predicted model, not a curated record. NCBI's taxonomy places the organism in Eukaryota, Viridiplantae, Streptophyta, Magnoliopsida, Solanales, Solanaceae. The transcript has 2 exons. Bases 86 to 667 code for a protein of 193 amino acids.